CACACACUCUGAAGGAAAGAAAACCAGCUUUCCUCCUCGAGUUGGGCAGAAGGAGUCGUUUAAUCUCUCCUCAUCGAGUAAUUGAUCGCUGGAUGUUUCUCUGUGCAGCGGACGCUUUCUGACGGGCUUUAGAGGAUCGUGAAUGAAGAUGUUGAGAGAUCUGAUCUGAACAUCAUAAAUCCAUAAGGAGCUGCAUUCAUCUGCAGACUGAGGUGUGUGAACAGCGUGAAUUCAGAUGAUCAGUCUCUGAGCAGCUCGAGGCGUCCACAGACAGACAGACAGACAGACAGACACAGGCCGGCCGUCAGUGUGGAGUAACUGUGGAGCGAGCGGCGUGCGUGUGUUUCCAUGCCCUGGUUCCAUGCUCGAGUCUCAGGGAUGGAGCUACAGGUUCAGACCCGCUGGACAUCGCUGCUGUUUCUGCUGGGUUUGCUGUGGCUGCUCUGGUCCGCUCAGGCGAAUGUGCUGGAAAGCUUGUUACAGAGGAAUUCUGGGAAGUUGGCGGCAGGCGGCGGUAAGGAGAGCAGCGGCAGCGCCACACCGCUGAUUCCAGAGAGGAUGUUAUUGUGUCACUGUUAUCAUCACUGUCCUGAAGACUCCACCAACAACACCUGCAGGACUGAUGGUUACUGCUUCACUAUGGUGGAGGAAGAAGAGGGCGGCUCUCCGUUGCUCACGUCCGGCUGUCUGGGGUUGGUGGGCUCAGAGUUUCAGUGCAGGGACACUGGGAACGCUCGACUGAGGAGGAUCCUGGAAUGCUGCACAGAUCAGGAUUUCUGUAACCGAGACCUCCAUCCGACACUGCCUCCACUCAAGAGACCCGAUCAGGACAGCAGAAUUCAUCACAUAGCUCUGUUCUCCUCAAUGGGCGUCUGCUUCGUCUUGCUGGUUUUCGUCAUAUACUUCUACCGAAGAUAUCAGCGUCAGGGGAUGCAGGCGCGCUACAGCAUGGGUCUGGAGCAGGAUGAGAGCUUCAUUCCCGCUGGAGAAUCUCUGAAGGAUCUGAUCGAACAGUCUCAGAGCUCCGGCAGCGGAUCAGGACUCCCUCUGCUGGUGCAGCGAACCAUCGCCAAACAGAUCCAGAUGGUGAAGCAGAUCGGGAAGGGCCGUUACGGCGAGGUGUGGAUGGGCCGCUGGAGGGGCGAACGGGUCGCCGUCAAGGUCUUCUUCACCACAGAAGAGGCCAGCUGGUUCAGAGAGACCGAGAUCUACCAGACCGUCCUGAUGAGACACGAGAACAUCCUGGGGAUCGUGGAGGAGUAUCAGCUGCCGUAUCACGACCUGGUGCCGACCGACCCGUCCUACGAGGACAUGAGGGAGGUGGUGUGCGUCAAGAGACAGAGACCCUCGUUCCCCAACCGCUGGAGCAGCGAUGAGGUACAGCCGCGCUCUACUAAACUGGCUCUGGUUCCUUGCUUAACUCUAUGA
Messenger RNA from Sinocyclocheilus grahami, 1428 nucleotides. Its product is annotated as bone morphogenetic protein receptor type-1B-like. Gene Ontology annotation, cellular component: signaling receptor complex; plasma membrane. The record is from RefSeq and is a predicted model, not a curated record. Gene Ontology annotation, molecular function: transmembrane receptor protein serine/threonine kinase activity; ATP binding. The transcript has 11 exons. Gene Ontology annotation, biological process: cell surface receptor protein serine/threonine kinase signaling pathway; cellular response to growth factor stimulus; protein phosphorylation. Bases 349 to 1428 code for a protein of 359 amino acids. Lineage: Eukaryota; Metazoa; Chordata; Actinopteri; Cypriniformes; Cyprinidae.